Staurois parvus is the source of this 435-nucleotide messenger RNA. NCBI's taxonomy places the organism in Eukaryota, Metazoa, Chordata, Amphibia, Anura, Ranidae. The record is from the annotation of a GenBank genome assembly.
CAAGAAUUAGAUAUUUACAGCAGACGUUCAUCUCAAGACAGUGUCAUGGAACUCAGUGAAGAAAUUAAUGAAGAAGAUUUAAAGGAAUGUUUCCUGGAUGACACAGACAGCGCAUCACCGACUACCACCUGGAGCACUUAUUUCAGAUAUGUCACCACUCACAAGAGCUUAGUCUUUGUUCUUGUUCUUGUCCUAGUGAUUUUCUUGGCAGAGGUUGCUGCUUCACUGGUUGGUCUUAUGCUUAUAAAGGAAAGUAAUUUACAAAGUAAUUCAACCACCAGUGGGAACUCCUCCAAGGCAGCAGUAAUCGUGACCUCUACCAGUUCUUACUAUGUGUUUUAUAUCUAUGUCGGCGUGGCUGACUCCCUUUUAGCCUUGGGGAUCUUUCGUGGUUUGCCUCUUGUGCACAGUCUCAUAUCUGUCUCUAAGAUCCUA